Molecule: messenger RNA, 1593 nt
Organism: Papaver somniferum (opium poppy)
Lineage: Eukaryota; Viridiplantae; Streptophyta; Magnoliopsida; Ranunculales; Papaveraceae
Product: glutamate receptor 2.2-like
Exons: 4
Coding region: 1-1593 (530 amino acids)
Biological process (GO): G protein-coupled receptor signaling pathway
Cellular component (GO): membrane
Molecular function (GO): G protein-coupled receptor activity; glutamate-gated receptor activity
Source: RefSeq, a predicted model, not a curated record
AUGGGUCAAAAUACAACUGGAGAAGUUGAGGAGUUUCAAGUAGGAGUGGUUAUUGAUGCGAAUACAUCUGUGGCAAAGGUGUGGCUGACUUGCAUGGACAUGGCUCUCUCAGACUUCUAUGCAUCUCAUAAAAAUUACAAGACAAGGCUGGUUCUCCAUGUUAUGGAUUCUAAAAAUGAUGUUCUUGAUGCAUCAUCUGCAGCUCUCCAUCUAAUACAGAAUGUUAAAGUCCAAGCUAUAAUAGGACCGACAACAUCAGCACAAGCCAUUAACGUUGCGCAUCUUGGAAAACGAUAUCAAGUUCCAAUUAUUUCAUUCAGUGCAACAAGUCCUUCCAUUUCCCUUGCUCAGAAUCCUUACUUCAUUCGCACGUCUAUAAACGGAUCGUCUCAAGUAAAUGCUAUUGCUGCCAUUGUUAAGAAAUUCGGUUGGAGAGAAGUUGUACCUCUUUAUGAAGACACUGAAUAUGGGCAUGGUGUCAUUCCAUAUUUGAUGGAUGCUUUUCAAAAUAUCAACACCAGAGUUCCUUAUAGGAGUGUCUUUCCUAGUGCGGCUACUGAUGAUCAAAUUACCCAAGAGCUUAACAAAUUAGGCAAAAUGCGAACAAGGGUACUCAUCCUGCAUAUGCUUUCACCUCUAGGAUUACGUGUUUUUAAGAAAGCAAAAGUGCUUGGUAUGAUGAACAAAGGGUACGCAUGGAUUAUUACCUCAGGAUUAGGCACUGAUUUGAAUUCGUUCGAGCCUUCAGAUAUUGAAACGAUGCAAGGAGUGUUAGGCAUAAGGCCAUAUAUCUCACAACACAAGGAGGUUGCUGCAUUUGAAGGUAGAUGGAAAAUCAAGUUUCGAAAAGAGUACCCAGAUAUCGAAAGGAAGUUAGAUAUUUUAGGUAUAUGGGCAUAUGAUACAACUUGGGCAAUGGCGAGUGCAGUUGAGAAACCAUCAAACUCAAGCGAUAUUUUAAGAAUGGGUCCUCAACUGUUGCAAGAUUUAUCAAACUUCAAAUUCGAAGGUCUAAGCGGGGAAUUCCAGCUAGUCGAUAGGCAAUUACAAUCAGAUGCCUUUCAAAUACUUAAUAUCUGUGGAAGUGGGUUUCGAGAUAUUGGUAUUUGGAAACCUUCAGAUGGUACAAAUAAGCUUAAUCUACAACCUGUCAUAUGGCCCGGGGAUGCCAAGGAUAAACCUAAAGGUUGGGAAAUUCCACUCAAGGAUAGAAAGUUAAGGAUUGGAGUGCCUAUAAAAGAUGGUUUUAAUGAAUUCGUGAAGACAACAAAUAUUUCUUGCAAUGGGACGAAAUAUGAUGUCACUGGUUAUUGCAUAGAUGUCUUUACUGCGGCAAUCGAGAUGCUACCGUAUUGUGUACCCCAUGAAUUUAUUCCUUAUAAGAAAAACGAAAGCGGAAAAGCUGGAAGCUAUUACGAUGAUCUUGUACACCAGGUGGAGGUUCAGAAAUUUGAUGUUGCAGUUGGGGAUGUUACUAUUACAGCAACUCGAUCACGACAUGUAGAUUUUACGCUACCGUAUACAGAAGGUGGGGUAUCAAUGAUUGUUUUAGUGAAAAAGGAUUUGAGUAAGGAUACUUGGUUGGUGUUGUGA